GCUAGAUAAAUACAAAAUAUUCUUACAUCUUUAAACUCGUUCACUAAAGUCGGUGACCCUCAACAACCUUGACCUUCAUACCUUCUGAUGUUUGUUCGAUUGAUCAGGUAUUUCUGAUACGUUGUGGAAGUGGUUUAAAAUAGCAUAUUUUUUAUCGUAUAAUAUCUGGCAACUCUGUUAGCUUCGCAAGUGUUCUGGAAAUCAGCUCCCAAAUUUUUCGGAUUUUUCGCGGUGAAAGUGCAUCCUAAUUUUGCGAGUGAUUAAAGUGCAUAAGUCCGAAGUGCUAAGAAUUACUUCUUUUAUCGAUAUCAUGAGUGGAUCAAAGAUGGAGAUUGAUAGAGAAAAUGAGGAAGAUGAUUUGCAACUCCAAAGCAAAUCAACACCCUCCGUCUCCUCAUCCAUCCUCAACACCGAUAACGAUGGCGAUGAUAAUGAUGAUAGCUACGAUGAUGAUGACGACUACGAAGAUGGAAUCAACGUCACUCUGCUAUCCUCUCCGCCAUCAAUUCAGGUCCCCCUAAACCCUGAGGUGCAAUUAAAUACCUCUACACAGGAAAUUAAGAGGACAACUAAAAUUAAACUAAGCGGAGCGGGUCAAAAACGCUUCAAGAGGCUCGUCGAGAGUGGGUAUAGCCGAAAAGAUGCUCAUCUUUUGGCUUUAAUACCAUCUAACGAUUCAUCCAAGCGCCAAAGAAAUACGGACUUGAAUGGAUCAAAUACCAGCGGCAAUCCAACGCCAGCUAAAAUUGCGCGCAACAACGGAGGUGCCCAUAAACCUCAGGUGACCAGCAGCAAUGUGCAAAACCGGCUUGACGCGGCUCGAUCGGGACUUCCUAUACCCCAAAAGGGAUUUGAAGGCAAGAUCAAGCCAUCAUACCGGGAUGUCACGAAUUAUGUAAAGCUGGGGGUACUCCCAAAAGGAUACCCUGAUAUAGAGCUUUCAACUGAACAACUGACUGCUAUUCAGAAAGAUAUAUUGAAAAAAGUGGCAGGCCAACGUAAAGAGUUACUUAAGCCUAAAUUUGGCAAUUGUGUGCUCAAGUCAGGCUAUUUAAUCAUCGUUUGCAAAAAUCAAGAAACUGCAGACUGGUUAAAAAGCAUUAUUCCUUCAGUUAAUCCCUGGGCAGGGGCGCAGCUUUUAGCGGUGGAAGAAAAGGAUAUCCCCCGUCCAGAGAUACUUAUUGGUUUCUUUCCAUUGAGUGCAGAAGACUCCAACGAAGAGAUUCUGGCUCUAUUAGAGAGCCAAAAUGAUGGGUUGGCUGUCGAUACGUGGAGGGUACUCCAACGUAACGUUAAAAACCAACAUGUUGAACUAGUUUUCACAGUUGACGGAGGAUCUCUGAACUCCAUCAAAAAAAGUGAUUUUAGUUUGGACUUCAAAUUCGGAUAUGCUAACCUCAGGAAAAAAUAUCAAAAGAGGAAUGAGGAAGGCAGUAGUGAAAGACCAGAGCUACGGGAUGGUUGUGAUUCUCACAAGACCCAUACAAGUACUGGAGAUGGCAUAAUGGUCGUAGAUCAAAGUGCUCAAAUCCCAGGACCCAGUGGUGUUAAGAGAGCACAAAAAAUCCCUAAAAACUCUGGCCACGCUACAAGUAUCGGUAUCGAAAAAAAUACAAACACAACGAAAAACGAAGAAUCAGCACUAGGAUACAGAGACCUGAAAAUCCAAGGAGCGAAGUGUUCAAGUAAAGGUAGCCGCAGAACCAAUGUUGGGGCAGCAUUAAAUCCCCGACCAAGCGGUGAACCAGAUCAAAUUCAACCCUAAAAAUUUAAAAUUCGUCCAAGUGAACCUUCACCAUGCAAAGGGAGCAACCGCUAUACUUUGUAAAAGGUUCACUGAGAGCAAACUGGAUGUUGCCUUCAUCCAGGAGCCGUGGGCAAAUAAGAGUAGGAUACUAGGAAUUCCUACAACUUCUGGUAAGUUGAUUUACGAUAAUGGGCAGCUCGUUCCAAGAGCUGCAAUUUUAGUAAAGGGAAAUUUAAAAAUAGUUCCAAUUACAGAAUUCAUAAAUAAAGACAUCGUUGCAGUUAUGUUGGAGGUACCAACAACUCACGGGAAAACAGAAAUUUGCAUUGCAUCUGCAUAUUUUCCUGGAGACCUGGGAGAGGUGCCUCCACCAGAAGUAGCGGCGUUUGUCAAAUACUGCAGAAGGCAAAAUAAGGCAUUUAUAAUAGGAUGUGAUGCAAAUGCCCAUCACACUGUAUGGGGAAGCACGGACAUCAACUACAGAGGUGAGUACCUUUUAGAAUAUAUUUCCAACAAUAACAUAGAUGUAUGCAACAGAGGAAAUGUCCCAACUUUUAUGAAUAUUAAUAGAGGGGAAGUUCUUGAUUUAACUUUGUGUAGUCCAACUAUCACAGAUAAGAUCAAAAAUUGGCAUGUGUCAGACGAAAUAUCGUUAUCUGAUCACAAGCAAAUAUUGUUUGAAUAUGAUGCUGGUCAACAACUCAUACAAACCAUUAGAGAUCCCAGAAAGACAAACUGGGAUAUGUAUAAUAUAGAGCUAGCAGCACUGGAUAACACGUUAGCAAUUAACACAAACACUAUUGAAUCGUUUGAGGAAACCUCAAAACAAUUUUCAAAUUUGAUUAUGCGUGCAUUUAAUAAGAGUUGCGCCGUCAAGGAACAGUCUACAAAUAGAGAUGUACCAUGGUGGAACAACAAAUUACAAAAACUUCGUAAAAAGACCAGGAAACUCUUUAACUGGGCGAAACGAACACAACAGUGGGCUCAAUAUAAAGAAACCCUCACUUCUUAUAAUAAAGAAAUACGAAGAUCGCAAAGGAUACACUGGAGGCAUACAUGUGAAAACAUUGAAAAUACUCCUGCAACCGCAAGGUUGCAAAAAAUCCUUGCUAAAGAUCACUCUAAUGGGCUGGGUACUUUAAAGAAAGAAGAUGGUUCUUUCACUACAACUGCUAAUGAAACUUUAGAACUAAUGAUGAGAACUCACUUCCCCUGUUCUAUUAUUAAUUCAAAUGAAGACCAAAGUACAUCUGCAUUAGGAACUGGCAUCUGUAAUACCAGGACGAUCAGUCAUACAACAAUGAAUGAAACGACUGGGCAAGAAAGAUCCAGGACAAAUGCCUCUACCUUGGCCGAAAAAAUUUUCAAUGUGAAUAAAGUUGAAUGGGCGAUUGACACCUUUGAACCCUUCAAAUCGCCAGGUAGAGAUGGAAUUUUUCCUGUACUACUGCAGAAGGGUAAGGCGAUUUUAACACCCAUAUUGACAAAACUUUUUCAAGCAAGUUUAGCAUUAGGCUACAUUCCAGAAGAUUGGCGAAAAGUGCGGGUAACUUUUAUCCCAAAGGCAAAUAAAAAGGAUAAAACCUCACCAAAAUCCUUCAGGCCGAUAAGCUUAUCGUCAGUUCUGCUUAAAACUAUGGAAAAAAUUAUUGAUGAAUACGUAAAAUCAUCAUAUAUGGCCAAAAUUCCUCUCAGCAAAUAUCAGUUUGCAUAUCAGGAAGGCAAAUCAUCAGUAACAGCGUUACAUGCAGUUGUUACAAAACUAGAAAGAUCUUUGGGAGCAAAAGAAAUUUCACUUGCGGCUUUCCUUGACAUUGAGGGAGCAUUUGACAACUCAUCUCAUAACUCAAUGAUAUCUGCAAUGACAAAUCGUAAUUUUGACAAAUGCAUCAUAGAUUGGGUUAGCGAGAUGUUAUCUAAAAGAGAGAUAUCAGCAAACCUUGGAAACUCUUUUAUUAGUAUUAAAGCAGUUAAAGGGUGCCCACAAGGAGGCGUACUAUCACCUCUAUUGUGGUCUUUAAUAGUUGAUGAUCUUCUCAAAAAUUUAGAAUCUCAGGGAUUCGAAGUUAUUGGCUUCGCAGACGAUAUAGUCAUAUUAG
Messenger RNA from Aedes albopictus (Asian tiger mosquito), 3846 nucleotides. RefSeq lists its product as uncharacterized. The record is from RefSeq and is a predicted model, not a curated record. Bases 311 to 1765 code for a protein of 484 amino acids. The transcript is spliced from 2 exons. Lineage: Eukaryota; Metazoa; Arthropoda; Insecta; Diptera; Culicidae.